AUGCUAUCAAUCGUUGUGUCCGCUCUUCUCCUGAGCGGCUUUGUGCUCGCUCAGGCCCAGGCACCAGACAAUGGCCUCCAACCAGCCGAUCCGCCCAAUGUGCCUUUCGGAACUCGAUAUGUUGUUGAGUUCUCGGAAACCGGCUCGGCGAAGUUCCGGGCUCGUGACGGUUCCAUGGAUACCGAAGGCUUCUACCAGAGCGUCGCUCAGGAAACCAAUGUCACUGCCAAGCCGGCGCUGAACUUCACAUCUAGCAUCUUCCACGGCGCGUCGUUCGAUCUCGCCAACGAGACUGCUGCGACAGACCUAGAGGAGAUCAAGGCGCUUCCUGGGGUAGUCAACUUAUGGCCUGUUGCAACCGUCUAUGCCAGUCCCCAGAUCGAGUCCACAGGAGUGGCGAACUUCAGCCAGUGGAGCCCGCACGUCCUGACCCGUGUUAACGAGGCCCAUUCUCUGGGCUACGACGGGAAGGGUGUCGUCAUAGCCAUUGUCGACAGCGGUAUCGACUAUCUCCAUCCCUCUCUGGGUGGCGGCUUUGGUGAGGGUUUCAAGGUUGAGUCCGGGUGGGAUUUUGUUGGGGAUAACUACAGCACCAGCUCGCCGGAUGUCCUCUUCCCAGAUGAUGAUCCGAUUGACUGUCUUGGUCACGGAACCCACGUCGCCGGCAUUGCCGCCAGUUCAAAUGACAAGCUACCUGGUGUGGCCCCCAACGCCAAGUUGAGAGCCUACAAGGUCUUCGGGUGCUCGGAUGGCACGACCGAAGACAUCAUCGCUUUGGCUUUUAUUCGGGCUUUUGAGGACGGCGCUGAUAUUAUCACUGCAUCCCUCGGUUCCAGCCAAGGGUUUCCUGAAGUCCUCUCUGCCCAAAUUGUCACCAGAAUUGCAAGCCAAGGGGUCUUCGCGUCUGUCGCAGCGGGAAACUCAGGCGAAAGUGGGCCAUUCUCGACCAGCAGCCUUGGCAACGGGUACGGCGGUCUGGCGGUCGGCAGCGUCCAGCCGACACAGCAAGUUGCCUACUCUGUCGUAGCUAAGUCGACAAGUGGUGAGUCGAGAACAAUAGUGUAUCUUGAUGCUGCUGGCAACGACUGGAACUUGACUGGCACUUUCCCGGCACAUAUACCUUUGAACGCCCCGGAUGUUUGCUCCCUCGACGUACCUUGGGAAGGUGCCCUGCCGACAGACACCGUUGCCGUGCUGCCUCGUGGUCGCGCAGGGCUUUGUUCUCAAGGCAGCUGGCAGAUUAUGGAUUCGGCGCUCAUAAAUAGGGCAACAUGGGUGUUCUUCAUCAAUUGGGAGAAUACGUCGUAUGAGCGUCCCUCCCGGAUUCUCUACACCGAGGGGCAGGCAACUGGCUUCGCCUCUAUCAACUAUGAUGAUGGCGCCUGGCUGAACAGCCAAACCCUCGCUGGUGAGAAUGUGACGUUUGAAUUUAAAUACGACCCCGCAGCUGCCAUCGGAGUUGACUACUUCACGAACAUGAUCAACGACUUCAGGCAAAAGCCCGAGAUAUCUGCCCCUGUCUCAAGUGGCUCUCCUGUCCUUCACCACAACGGCAGCACAACUCUGCAAGCGCAUGUCGGACAAGCUGGUGCUGGACUUGUUGAUGCUUUGAAAGUUGUGUCAUACAACUCUUCGAUUUCACCUGCCACCAUCAACCUCAAUGACACAGACCACUUCACCGGUCAACACACCAUCACCAUCAGCAAUAACGGUCCUGGACCGGUCACCUACUCCAUUGGCCACGAAUCCGGCCCUGCCAGUAUGACCAUGAAUCCCGUCAACUGGGUGGGGCAAGAUCCCAUUCUCAAGACGGAAUUUGGGCAGGCUACUGCGAACCUUUCCGUGUCGGAGGUCACAGUUCCUGCCGGGGGCAAAGCUAGUUUUGAUGUUGUCUUUACAGCCCCUACCGACAUCGAUGCCUCGUUAAUGCCCCUUUACGGCGGGUUCGUUCACAUUGUAGGCGACAAUGGUGAAGCUCUGAAAGCGACUUAUCUCGGUGUGUAUGGGUCACUCUAUAAUGCAAAGACAUGGGAACUCGAGCGCGGCGUGCCUGUGUAUUUCGGUGCUGGUGGUUACGGCGACUCUUUUGAAGAUGGUCGUGUCUUUGACUUGAACAAAGGGACUCCUGAGGUGUAUUACAACCUUCUGUGGGCUACUCGUGAGCAUAGCUUCGAUCUCGUCUCCGUGGACUGGAAGGAGUCCGACUGGGUCUACCCUCAGGUUGCUGGAAAGAACAACUGGUUCGGCUCGCUCCAGUUCUAUGAUGAGUUGAACGAGAUCUACUUUCCAUACCCCUUCAAGUACUUCCCUCGGAGCUUAACCCCCUUCCAAGGCUCCGUCAGUACAAACUAUAGUGAUGGGACCCCGAUCCUGAAUGGUGAAUAUCGCAUCCUUGGCAGAGCGCUCAAGACCUUUGGCGAACCCGAAAAUCCUCAGGAUUGGCAAUUCGGGCUCUCUCAUUGGCUCGUUGUCAACAACAACAACAACACCACCACCACCAACGGAACCAUUUCUGCGCUUAUGCGCUGA
This is a messenger RNA of Diaporthe citri, 2529 nucleotides long. RefSeq lists its product as uncharacterized. Gene Ontology annotation, molecular function: serine-type endopeptidase activity; tripeptidyl-peptidase activity. Gene Ontology annotation, biological process: proteolysis. Gene Ontology annotation, cellular component: cell wall; cytosol; membrane. NCBI's taxonomy places the organism in Eukaryota, Fungi, Ascomycota, Sordariomycetes, Diaporthales, Diaporthaceae. The record is from RefSeq and is a predicted model, not a curated record. The transcript is spliced from 11 exons. Bases 1 to 2529 code for a protein of 842 amino acids.